CAGUGCCUUGUUGUCGCCUUGUGAAAGAGGUACAAAAUGGCUUACAGCGUGACUCUGAAUGGACCUGGACCAUGGGGUUUCCGACUGCAAGGGGGCAAGGACUUCAACAUGCCCUUGACCAUCUCCAGGAUCACCCCUGGCAGCAAGGCAGCACAGUCACAGAUGAACCAAGGGGACCUUGUGGUAGCCAUUGAUGGAGUCAACACUGACAGCAUGACCCACUUAGAGGCCCAGAACAAGAUCAAGUCAGCCAGCCACAACUUGAGCCUCACUCUUCAGAAAUCUAAACGUCCAGUGCCAGUUUCAACCACAGCACCCAGAAUUGACUCUCCCAGGGCUGUAAUUCCCCACCAGAAGGAACCUGCUUGGGAAAUCAAUGGCAACAGAACAACCUUCAGUCCUCUAACUAACACGGCGACUGGGCCUAUGGGUAGUAUUUUAGCAACCAAUGGAACGUUUUCAGGCUACCUCAACAAGCAAGAGAUCAGCUUUUCAAAUAGCUCUUCCUACUUAAAGACUACCACAGUUAGAUCUUCCAUGUCCUCUCAGUCUGUGACUCCUGACAUUUCACCUGCAAAGAGUAAUCUAGGUUCAAAACUAAGCCCUGUAUUGACUGAUGGCAAUAGUCCUUUACACCAGCUGAGCCCUGCAAGGCAGUAUAACAACCCUAUUGGCCUUUACUCAGCAGAGACUCUAAGGGAAAUGGCUGAGAUGCAUAAAUUAAGUCUCAACCGAAGGGCUUCGGAAGGUGGACUUCCUAGAGGCACCCUGCCUCUUAAAGAUCCUCACGUAGACAGUGCCUCUCCGGUGUACCAGGCUGUGCUUAAAACUCAGAACAAGCCUGAAGAUGAAACCGAAGACUGGAGUCGCCGCUCUGCCAAUCUGCAGUCUAGGUCUUUCCGCAUCCUUGCCCAGAUGACUGGAACGGAGUACAUGCAAGAUCCAGAUGAAGAAGCCCUGAGGAGGUCAAGGGAAAGGUUUGAAACGGAACGUAACAGCCCACGCUUUGCCAAAUUGCGCAACUGGCAUCACGGCCUAUCGGCGCAAAUCCUUAAUGUUAAAAGUUAAAAGCCCGCAUUUAGCAGGCAAAUACACGAGACAGAGAAUUACAGUAACAAAUUAACUGCUGUCCUGAGUUAGAGCCUAAGAGUGUCACACACGCAGGAACGACUUACUGCUAGGGCCUUUCUCUGAGUGCCUGUCUUCUGUAGAUUUCUGUUGUUAGCCUGGUAUCCAUUCACUGUCACCAAAAGUAAAAAUAAUGACACAACCCGGUUC
Nipponia nippon (crested ibis) is the source of this 1278-nucleotide messenger RNA. NCBI's taxonomy places the organism in Eukaryota, Metazoa, Chordata, Aves, Pelecaniformes, Threskiornithidae. The record is from RefSeq and is a predicted model, not a curated record.